GGUCGGCGAGGCCUCGUCAACCUCUCAGCCGUCCAGGUGAAGAAAACGACCAAGCAGCUCUCAGUCUUACCGAAGGUCACCUGCUCUGCCCGGAGGAUCCGAGCUGUGUUUGGACCGCUGGUCAGAAGUAACAUACAUGUUAAAGACUUAACAGGGGUCACAAUCCCAGUCCCCCUCUCUGAGGACUCCUGUGGAGUGACACUGAGCAGAGACAGAAACCAGAGCCUCUCCUUCCUCAGCAGAUAUGACAGCUGCUAUGCACACACUGAGGGCAGCAGAGUGGUCAUCCCUCUGCAAGUACAACUGACAGGAGAGGAUCGGUGGUUCAGGGUAAACAUCAGCUGUCCUCUGAUAAAGAGACACAGUGAGAGGACUCAACUUAUCCCAACACCGUUACCUGGAAACUGUGACAUAGAAAAGGCUCUGCAGGUGGACUGUGGACACCAUGGCAUUUCUAGUGACGCCUGCUACAAACUGGGAUGCUGCUACGAUGCUUCUGAUUUAACCUGCUACUACAAACUCAAUGUCUGCUCUCUGGAUGGACACUUUGUGUUCUCGAUAAAGGCCACAGACACAGACCCACCCAUCGAUCCCAGCAGCCUCGUAAUCAAAGACCAGCCGCAGUGUUACCCAGUGGUCACCACCCCAGACACUGCCGUCUUCAAGAUCGGAGUCAUGGACUGUGGUGCAAAGAUGAAGGUCGAUGGAGAUGUGAGGAUCUAUGAGGUGGAAGUGGAGGAGCUGGAUACAAGAAGUACAACCAAAGGUUCACCAUUUAGUCUCCAGGUCCAGUGUGAAUAUGAGGCGUCAGAUUUAAAGCGUGCAGUGGACUUGCGGUCCUUGUACGCAGUGACUAACCCACCUCCUGUGGUCGCACUGGGAACCAUCAGAGUGCAGAUGAAGAUAGCCAAAGAUGCAUCCUUCACAUCCUUCUUUCCUGAGGACCAGCUUCCUCUGACCUUGCCCCUGCGUAAAGCUGCAUACGUCGAGAUCUCCAUCGCCCAGCCGUCCCCAGACCCUGCACUCUCCCUGCGUGUACAGGACUGCUUUGCCUACCCGGAGUCCAGACACUCUGUGUGGACGCUUCUCUAUGAUGGAUGUCCCAACCCUUUGGAUAACUUGAGAAGCUCCGUCCCUGUGGACAAGCAGGGGAAGACCACCUCCCACUCCCAAGUCAGGAGGUUUGACGUCAAGACCUUUGCCUUCUUGGACCCUCACACAGGCAAUCCAAGCAUGGAAGAAAUGUACUUCUACUGCUGGGUGGAAAUCUGCACAAAUGACAUAGACUGUGCACAGCGCUGCGCCUUCAUUUCGUCUGAGGGCGACAGACAGAGAAGAGAGGCAACGCCUGAGUCCUACCAGGUCAAGCUGGUCUCUUUAGGGCCACUGCUGCCCGGACAGAACAACACUGAACAGGACGACAAUCCAUGUGUCAAACAGGACACAAUGUUUAAGGUGACGGUGUACGUGCUCUCUGGCGUCGGUGCUGCCUUGCUGCUGAUCCUGCUGUUCAUGGCAGUGUCACGCAUCAGGAAGUGUCGGACGCCAGAGGCAGAACAGGCUCGUGAUGCAAAAGUUGAUGGUGAAGAAUCUGAAUAAAACAUUUCACCUUC
Messenger RNA from Larimichthys crocea (large yellow croaker), 1613 nucleotides. RefSeq names its product zona pellucida sperm-binding protein 1. Gene Ontology annotation, biological process: prevention of polyspermy; binding of sperm to zona pellucida. Lineage: Eukaryota; Metazoa; Chordata; Actinopteri; Sciaenidae. Gene Ontology annotation, cellular component: egg coat. Bases 676 to 1599 code for a protein of 307 amino acids. The record is from RefSeq and is a predicted model, not a curated record. Gene Ontology annotation, molecular function: structural constituent of egg coat; acrosin binding. The transcript has 14 exons.